Molecule: messenger RNA, 4263 nt
Organism: Astrephomene gubernaculifera
Lineage: Eukaryota; Viridiplantae; Chlorophyta; Chlorophyceae; Chlamydomonadales; Astrephomenaceae
Source: the annotation of a GenBank genome assembly
CAGGAAUGAUGUCGCGAAUCCUAACGCACCAGUACGUACUACGCUGGACUCCCAGGAACACCGUGCAAAGUCGCAUAAAAAGCGCUCUUAGGCAUAGUGAUAUAAGGGCUACAACGCAAACAGAUCAACAUCUACUUCUACCUCCUGCAUAACCUUUCUGUGUUCUGUCUGACUCGCCUCGGCCACUUGUGCGCCCUGGGGCUUGCACCUAAGCAAUAUGAGACUAUCUCUAGCAAGGGAACAACUGCUAUCGUUGCUUCUAGGAGGCCUGUACCUGAGCGCUUGUCGAGCCGCAGGACAGCUCCAACUUAACUAUUCGCAAGUCCUUUCCCUAAGUUACAGGUAGAAACUAGCAUUUUAAAUAUUUGAAGGUACUUGCUGCAUGGACGAUGCCUCACGGUUGCUGGAACGUAAAGGGUCUGCAUGCGUUUACCACGACCCACCAGCUUACGUACGUGACAUAGUUUAUUUGGGUCGUGCGUAAAUCAGGUUCUAUGAGGCACAGAUGUCAGGCGACAUGCCAACAUGGUCACGUGCGUCGCAAGCGGCUGGUGGAUGGCGCAAUCGAAGCCAUUUACUGGACGGAACCGGACCUAGCGGCAUCAACGUAGACCUGUCUGGCGGAUGGUACGAUGCUGGAGACCACCUCAAGCUGCACCUGCCUCUGGGCGUUUCCGCCAGCCUGCUGGCUUACAGCGCGCUGACCUGGGAGAGCGCCUACCGGGCAGCUGGAGAAUGGGACAUCGCUGUGCGCAACCUCGACUGGGUAGCAUCUUACUUGUCAAAGUGCCACUACCAAGCCAGCGACACGCCCACCUCCAACGCCUUUGUGGGCCAGGUUGGCGACGUUGACACGGAUCACAACACCUGGUGGGGCCGUCCGGAGCAGCAGCCGCAGGGGGGAUCCCAGGGCUCUGCGGGCUGGCGCCCGGUCCACGUGAUCACAUCGGCGGGAGGCAAGGGAGCAGACAUUGUGGGAGAGGCUGUGGCCGCCCUGACCGGUGCGGCUCUGCUGCUGAAGCGUGCAGGCGCCUACUCGGCCCCCAGCAAGGCGCAGGCGCUGCUGACCCGUGCACGACAGCUGUUCGCGUUUGCCAAGACUGUGCCGAGCACGUGGACCCCACCGUCCGGCUCCAACGCCUACCCAAGCAGCAGCUACAACGACGACAUGGCCUGGGCGGCAGCAUGGCUGUGUAGGGCUGACGUGGACGCGGGCGUGUCCGUGGGUAGCAGCACGUACUGCGCUGCCGCACUGCCGUACUGGGACGCUGCCAAGUACGGCAGCCUGGAUGUGUCAUGGGACAACAUGGCGGGUCCAGCCGCUCUGCUGCUGCGAGACACGGGUGCGGGCGGCGCCACGUACAUCGCCAGCUAUGACGACUUCAUCAACCGGCUCCUGACCACUUGGACCUCCUCCGUGCCGUCUUGCUCUACGGGGAAUGUUCCAUGCCUCACCAACGGCGGCCUGGUCUGGUACAACGACUGGGGCAGCAACCGCUACACGGCCAACGUGGCGAUGGCCGCACUCGCCUCAGCACGCAGCGAUGGCGGUGCGGGUCUGGCGCUGACUCCGGCUGCCCGCGUGUCGCGUCAUUGCUGGGCCAAGAAGCAGUUGUCGUACAUGCUCGGCGACAACAGCCUGAGCCAGUCCUACGUGGUUGGCUUCAAGCCCACUGCGCAGCACAACGCCCCCCAGAAGCCGCACCACCGCAGCUCCAGCUGCAGCCCCGACUACAGCGUGACGUGCGACUGGACGGCCCUGGACCUGUCCGGCCCCAACCCCAGCGUGCUGGCGGGGGCGCUGGUGGGCGGCCCGGCCAGGGACGACAGCUAUACCGACAACCGACGUGACUACAUGAAGAACGAGGUGGCGCUCGACUUCAACGCGGGAUUCACGGCGGCGCUGGCGGGCCUCACGGAUUUGGAGCAGGGGCUUCAGAAGAUAGGGUGCUCCUGGACUAGCUACUGCGCCAUAGCGUGCAGUGCUCCCAGCCCCUCGCCUCCGUCCCCGUCGCCUUCUCCAAAGCCGCCGCCGCCGCCUUCUCCGUACCCUUCUCCGCCACCGCCUUCCCCUUACCCGUCUCCAAAGCCACCGCCGCCGCCUUCUCCGUUCCCUUCUCCACCGCCGCCUUCCCCUUAUCCGUCUCCAAAGCCGCCGCCGCCGCCUUCUCCGUUCCCUUCUCCACCGCCGCCUUCCCCUUAUCCGUCUCCAAAGCCGCCGCCGCCGCCUUCUCCGUACCCUUCUCCACCACCGCCUUCCCCCUACCCGUCUCCAAAGCCGCCGCCGCCGCCUUCUCCGUUCCCUUCUCCGCCACCGCCUUCCCCAUACCCGUCUCCAAAGCCGCCGCCGCCGCCUUCUCCGUACCCUUCUCCACCGCCGCCUUCCCCUUACCCGUCUCCAAAGCCACCGCCGCCGCCUUCUCCGUUCCCUUCUCCACCGCCGCCUUCCCCUUAUCCGUCUCCAAAGCCGCCGCCGCCGCCUUCUCCGUUCCCUUCUCCACCGCCGCCUUCCCCUUAUCCGUCUCCAAAGCCGCCGCCGCCGCCUUCUCCGUUCCCUUCUCCACCGCCGCCUUCCCCUUAUCCGUCUCCAAAGCCGCCGCCGCCGCCUUCUCCGUACCCUUCUCCACCACCGCCUUCCCCCUACCCGUCUCCAAAGCCGCCGCCGCCGCCUUCUCCGUUCCCUUCUCCGCCACCGCCUUCCCCUUACCCGUCUCCAAAGCCGCCGCCGCCGCCUUCUCCGUACCCUUCUCCACCACCGCCUUCCCCCUACCCGUCUCCAAAGCCACCGCCACCGCCUUCUCCGUAUCCUUCUCCACCACCGCCUUCCCCUUACCCGUCUCCAAAGCCGCCUUCCCCCUCGCCUUCUCCCAAGCCACCGCCGCCGCCUUCUCCUAAGCCUUCGCCUCCACCUUCCCCGUUUCCUUCACCACCUCCCAAGCCGUCCCCAUCACCACCGCCUAAUCCAUCUCCCUCGCCGCCUCCCAAGCCGUCAUCUUCACCACCCCCCAAGGCGCCGCCCCCACCGCCACCCAAGGCAUCGCCGCCGCCCUCACCCUCACCAACCCCCACCUGCGACGCGAAUGACUACGCCUGCAAGGAGUGCUCCGACUCAGACAUCACUGCAGCCCCCAGCUGCCGUACAUGUGUGUCUUCCAUGCGCAGCAUCGGCCAGGACCCCUGGCGCUGCUUCUCGUCAUGCACCAAGGGAAAGAAUGCCAUCUCCGAUUCCACCAUGCAGGGCGUCUGCCUGGCGGAGUGUGUGCCCACAACCGCAGCUAAAGAUAACGACUGGGCUUGCGACCAGUACUGCGGCGACGCCUCGCUGGUUGGGAAGAAUACUACUCGCUUCCGACAGUGUGUAACCUGCUUGCAGGGCGUGUCGUGUAGCUCGGCUGCUUGGAGCUGCCAGAACUGCAUGCAGGUCGCCAACGGUCGUUCAGACGCCGAGGCGGCCCGGUCCUUCUGCUUCUCCUGCGUCACCAAUCCUAGUUACUAUGGCUACGAGUGGGACUGUGGGGACUGCACCCAGAAAUACAAGACCACGACGGAGCGCACUGCAUGCAUAACCAACAGGGUAAAGUCGAGCGGCAGGAAGCUGCUGCCGGGUGCCUAAUUAAGCAGCCAGCUGCGCUGGGGGUUUGGUACCGCAGGAGCAAUAAGUAUAGCCAUGGGGAGCGGACGGCAUUCAUCCAUUAUCUUUAUUUACGCUGAAGCAGGUUUGAGAGCCGAAGAUUUAUGCAGUGAAUUUCCGCAAAGCUCACACAAUCGGCUGCAUAUGUUUUGUACGUCUAGGUAGCUGAAUGAGGAGGGGCAAAUUGACUUGCCUUCACCCACACUGUUCGGUAUUCAUUGGCGGCGUACGGUGCCCUGGGCGUGCGCGCAUAACUGGUCAGAUCUUGGCACUGCAGGUACACCCAAGAAUAGCGUGCCAAGAUAACCUGAUCGGGUGAAGUGUCGGGUCCUUGAUAUAUGCAUUCAACUGUUGAACGUUUGUUGCAGUAGCGUUGCUGUCCGGCGUUGCGUUACGAAGGGGAAGAUCUGAUACUGUUGUGGGCCGCCCUUAAGGUUCACUGCGGAUGGUGCAGGAUGGUGUGCCCCAUUGUAGAUGUUUCCAUGCAUGCUGAGGUCUUUGCGGAAAGCAUUGAGCCUAAAUGUGCAAUUUAGUUGCAUGAAUGAGAAGCUGUUCGCUGGGUACGCCGAAGCCAUGUUGCCAGGUGAAGCCACAUGUGAUAUACAAGCCAGGAGAUGUCCCGGUCUCCCUUG